AUGGCUAAAGUCCUCAGUGCUGCCCCAGUGGUGCCCCUCCACUCGAUACUCAAAGAUGAUAAUGAACGACCAUCCUCGUCAUCUCGCAAAAAAUCUUUGCAUUCAAACGAUAGAGUGAUCCAAGCCCUUUCUUUUGAAACAGCAGGAAUCGCCCCUGUCACCGAAAAGUACAGGAAUUUCAUCAACAAUAGCCGUCAGCGAGACAUCGAUUCCUACCAUCGAAUGUCCAACCCUUACUACAUGUCCCCUUCUUUCAACAAACCAUUCCUCAAUUACGAUUUCAAGACCCCUGGUUUUUUGAGAUUGGCGAGCUCCAAUACCAUUCUUGUGUUGUUGAAAAUUCGUACCCCUGUCCAUCAUCGUCUUCAUCGCCCUCACCAUCAUCAGCAAUAUGAUGAUGACCAUGAUGGACCACCAAUCGACGAACUAGGCUUACAAAUGUUGGCCUACGCGUUGAAGUCUCUUACUAGAGAUCAUGAUUUAGUACACGUCUUAUCAAUUAUCCAACGUCAUGAUAUCGCAUUCCGUGAUCAAGGAUACUAUGUCACGGAAACAGAAGUUACAAAAUAUAAACACCUUUUCGAUACCGAGGUGAUUCCACUUGUGAAGUCCAAAGUGUUGUCGCAGUUUCAAACCAUUGGAGAGGAGAGUAAACAAUUCAACUUAUCGAUGAAUUUGGUAUUCGAUCCCAAUGUGUUGUUGACCAUCGAAAGCACUAUUAUUGAAUAUACUCCAAAUAUUGUGAUUUUUUCCCAUCAUGAGGACUCAGAAUUGGACCACUCUGCGAGAAAAUCUAGGAAAUCAAAAUUCUUAUCAUUGCUCUCCGGGGGUGGCAGUCCCGUCACCAGUUACUGCAUCAAUAAAUUGAGUUUGCCAGUUAUCGUGUUCACCAAUAAUGCGAUAGAACAUCAUCGGUUUUCCACCUCUACUGACGAAUCCUCAAGAUCCUCAGCAUCAAGAAGUAUUGCCUCAUCAUAUCCAUCAACCUCAUUAUCAUCCCCGACAGAGUCGACUGGCACUCCUUCUUCUGCUUCUCAAUCAAUUGCCCCCGAUUAUUAUUCCAAUUUACUCAAAUCCACCCCAGUUUCUGUAGAGAGACAAACGCUUCGGUCCUCAUCCACCUCGAGAUCUUCCUCAAAGGCGAGAUCCGAUCGAUUGGGGUCUCGUAGCCCUUCGUUGCUCCGACACAGUCGACCAAAAAGCCCUGCUCCAUCAUCAUACAAGAAUCCAGAUAGUGCUGAUAGGUUGUCAUUGUUAUCCCCAACGAGGUCUAACAAACGGUCGGUAUCUCCAGCGCCAACUGAUUUCCCUGGAGUUAACUUAUCACCAAUGAGAAGUCUUGAUGCCAGAUUGAGUUUAAGUCCGUUCAGAUCCAACGAUUCUAGUGAAAAAAGUAGUUUUAAAAAUACGUUGGUACCGUAUAGGAGUGCUGAUGCUGCGCUUUUAGUGGAUAACGCCAAUAAAAGUAAAACAGGAGGAGGAAGAUUAAGAGGAGUCAAAGAGGAGUCAGAAGAAGGGAUGAUUAGAGAGAAAUUAAAGAAAAGUUUCCCGUCAUUUUCAAGAUUGAAGAAAUGGAAGCAAUAG
Molecule: messenger RNA, 1584 nt
Organism: Saccharomycopsis crataegensis
Lineage: Eukaryota; Fungi; Ascomycota; Saccharomycetes; Ascoideales; Saccharomycopsidaceae
Exons: 1
Coding region: 1-1584 (527 amino acids)
Source: RefSeq, a predicted model, not a curated record